AUGGUGCACCAACACAGCCACACAAGUCGCUAUAACCGGCUCGUUGCUGUAGCUGCUGCUUUUGGCUCUUUGACAUACGGAUACUUGGCCUCUAUCAUUGGCAGUACUAUCGGUCAGCCGGGUUGGUACGCGUUCUUCAACCUGCCCACCACAGGACAGCCUGGCUACGCUACCACAACAACAAAUGCUAUCGCCACUGCCAAUGGCCUUUUCAGUGGAGGAGCGGCUUUAGGCUGCAUUUGGAUUAUGUGGGCAGCUACAUCUCUAGGCCGUAAGCGCAAUAUCCAGAUCGGCGCACUUGUCUCCCUGCUUGGUGGUGCUCUUCAGGGAGGCGCAGCCAAUCUCGCCAUGUUCCAAGCUGGUCGGUUCAUCGCCGGUCUCGGGGUUGGCGUCCUGGUGACUAUCUGUCCCAUGUAUCUGUCAGAGAUAGCGUGGUGGCCCACGAGCCAUCCACGUCGUUCAGGUGGAGACAGGCCUGGCAGGCCGAUGAUUGGCACCAUACAGCCUCCUACUUCGGGAGAUCUUCCGAGUGCUGAAGCGGUGGACCUCGAUAAGCCGCAGGACUAUUUAGUCCUGAAUAGGGUCCGACGGACCGCCCCUCUAGCGCGCGGAGUCGUCAUCCCCGACUCGCCAAGAUGGCUUUUGCAGAAAGGUAGGACUGAGGAAGCAUGGGAAACGCUCAAGAGACUUCGAGAGACACCAGAUGAUCCAGAUAACUUGGUUGCGAAGGAGGAGCUAUACCAGACAAAACAACAGCUUGCUUUGGACACUGCGAAGCUGAAGAAGCUCAACAUCACCCCAUUAGGAGCCGUAUUCAAGAUUAAAAGCUAUCGCAAGCGCAUGAUCAUCGGCUUUCUUACUCAAUGGGGUGCUGAAUUUGGAGGGCCUCUUGUUAUUAAUAAUUACUCUGUUAUUCUCUACACGAAUCUUGGACAAACAGGCUCUAUGCCUUUACUUUUGUCCGCCCUCUGGCUGAGUACAGCUACUCUUAUUUAUGCUCCUUUCGGAUCCUGGCUUCACGACCGCGUUAACUCCCGACGAUGGAUGUUUAUCAUCGGACUUAUUGGAUGCCUUAUCACCACAAGUGCAGUGGCUGGCUGUAUUGCCCAAUAUUCUGGCACAGGCAACAAGGCUGGCAACGCUGUUGGUGUCUUUUUCGUCUUUUUUUACCUCACUUUUCAAGGUACUUGCUGUGAUACUACGAUGUAUCUUUACGUGUCCGAGAUCUUUCCGACCGAAGUGCGGCCUAUCGGCAUGGGCUUUUCACUCUUUGGUCAAUUUGCUGCCACGCUUAUUCUGCUGCAGACAGCACCAAUCGGCUUUGUCACUAUCGGAUGGAAGUAUUACCUUGUUAUAAUCUGUUGGUGCAUUGUCUUCAUUCCAGCUGUGUAUUUAUACUGGCCGGAAACUGCUCGACUUUCUCUCGAAGAAAUAUCGUCUAAAUUCGGCGACGACGUUGCUGUUCACAUCAACGAUGUGUCAGAGGAGCAGCGGAAAGAGCUCGAUGACUUUCUUCAGUCAACCGAUAUCAUUCAUCUUGAGGCUGUUAACUCUGCUCCGGCACAAGAGAAGAUGUCCGCAACCCCUGAGAUAGUGUAGAUAGAACAUGUAUUCGAUCGGUGCUAUUUGUACAUGACUUCUAAGCGGUGAGUCGUACGAUAGAAAACAAUUUUCAUACAGGCAGGCAGGGUUAAUGCAAAUUGUUUGGAAAAGACAUCGGGGCUGGAAGGGUGCGGAAAUGUUAUGAUGACGAUUCAACUCACUCAGGAAGGCAGCUUUGAGCUGAACCUAGACUUAGUGGCAUGGUAACCAUAAUCGCACAUGCUCGCUGCCUUUGUGCACAGAGAUAGUGCCC
This is a messenger RNA of Exophiala viscosa, 1855 nucleotides long. RefSeq lists its product as uncharacterized. NCBI's taxonomy places the organism in Eukaryota, Fungi, Ascomycota, Eurotiomycetes, Chaetothyriales, Herpotrichiellaceae. Gene Ontology annotation, biological process: carbohydrate transport; transmembrane transport. The record is from RefSeq and is a predicted model, not a curated record. Gene Ontology annotation, molecular function: carbohydrate:proton symporter activity. The coding region runs from base 1 to 1599 and encodes 532 amino acids. Gene Ontology annotation, cellular component: membrane. The transcript has 7 exons.